AAGGGGGAUUGGCAGCUUUGAAGCCGAGCGGGGCUGGCGAUUCCCGGGAAAGCCAAAGCGACCUUCCCUUUUCUCCGGUUAGGAUUUGAUUGCCGUGAAGGGAAUCCCUAGCUUUAGAGAUUGAGCCAUGGAGAAAGUGUUGUGCUCUGCUCACGGGUUUCCCUGUUUUUUGAAGACUGGAAACCGAGAUGGCCCAAAUAAAGGCAAAAGCUUUUAUAUGUGUGGAGUCCAAAAUCAGGAGCCAUGUGGCUUUGUGCUCCCCACUGAUCUUUCUCCUUCUCAUUGCUUGGUGCAUGAGGACUAUAUAGUGGAGCUGCAAGUUUUGAUUAGGCAAACAAAAACAGACCUCUACAGAUUGUUUUAUCGAUGCAGUAAAGGUAAAACUGAAGGGAAGAAAAUGUGUGGACAUGUCCCCUGGCAGGAUUCAAAUACCAGUGAACUGCCAGCUAAUCCACAGUCUCAGCUUCCUUCGGAAUUGCUGCAUGAUCAUACAAAUGAAAGAAAUCCAUUUAAAGUUUCCAGUGGGAAUCACAAGCAAUUUUCUUACAAACAAAUUAAUGAAGAUGGAGAUAGAAAUUCAGGAGAAAAAGAAAAUCAGAAAAGAGAUGUGCAGACAUCUGAUGGAGAACAACUGCCCAAUUUAAAGACUUUGUCUAUCAAGAAAAAAUUUUCAUCAGCCAUGCACAUAAAAAAAGUUUUUGAAGGCAAACAUGAAUCUUUAUCCAGAGAAGAAACAAAAACUCAAAUAAAAUCAAGUGAGCCUCAGACUGAAAGCAAAAAAAUGUUAGACAGACAAAAAAGUAAUUCUAGCAAAAGAUUUGAGAUUUCUUCUAACCACAUGCAAGAGGAUUCAUCUUUGAGAUUUGCUGGACAUGAUUUGCAGAAAAAUGAAAAUCCAAAACUAUCAUUGUCAAGCUUCAGUUGCAACACAUCAAGCAUAAAACCUAUUAAUGGAGAAAAACUUGGAAAAGAUGAAUCAGAAACCUGUACAAGCAAAAUAGUUACAAUGAAAAAAAGUAACAACUGGAAAACAGAAGGAAAAACACAGAUACCCAAAGAGUUUGUGACUCUUCAAGAACCAAGAAGCUUCUCAGUAGAACAUGCUAGAGACAGUAUAGCAAAAACACCAAUACUAUUUCAGACAGGGAAAACUCCAGAAGAGCAAAAGUAUACAGAGAAACAUUUGGACAGUGAUAAACAAGAAACACUUGUGUCAUUCAAUGGGCAGGCAACUGAUUCCCAGCAAGGAAAGGAUUGCAUUCAGAAAAAAUCGCCUUCCGUAUUGUCUGAAGUAGCUUCUUUGCAGAUGGCUAACAGCAUGGAUAACAAAACUCUUCACAGCCAACUUUCAGCUCAGCUGAAUCAGAAGCAGAGGACUUUGAAAACAGUGAAUGUGCAAGCUCUCCCAGAUAAAGGUAAACGAUUAUUAAAGCAAGUGCAGGAACUAGAAGCUGCCCUUAGCUCUUUGAAUCUGGAAGCAGAAGAAUGUACAAAGGAAGACAAUUUGUGCAGUACAGCAGAUGUGAGGCAUAAGAAGAUACAGCCUGAUCUGUUCACCAAAGUCAACCUAAUGGAGCCAGGUGCUGUCACGGGGAAAGAGCCACAGAUUUUCAAGAAGAAUCCUGUGCCUAGUUCUGUUCUUCUUCCUUGGGGACCCGAUGAUUUCAAAAGGAAGAUGCUUUAUGGAGGCCCAAUGACUAAUGAUAAACUUCUGGCAGUACAAAAUGCUACAAGUGAUGCAAUUAAUCAGCUCCACAAAUCUCUUGAAAGUUGUCCCACAGAGACAUCUAUCAGUGAAGAUCCCCAUGGAUUGAAAAUCUCUCUAUUGCUGCAUCAAAAGCAAGCCCUUAGUUGGCUUUUGUGGAGGGAGAAUCAGAAGCCAUGUGGAGGAAUUCUGGCGGAUGAUAUGGGCUUAGGGAAGACUUUAACAAUGAUUGCCCUCAUCCUGGCCCAAAAGUGCACAGAAAAAGAAAAAGAGAAGAAAUUAGAGCUUUGUAUGUCCAAACAAGGUUCUAUUGAUACCUGUUCACACGGUACCUUGAUUGUCUGUCCUGCAUCUCUGAUUCAUCACUGGAAAAAGGAAGUGGAAAAACAUGUAAAAUAUGGCAAGCUGAAAGUGUGCUUGUACCAUGGACCUAACCGAAUUAAGAAUGCUAGUAUCCUUUCUCAAUAUGAGAUUGUUAUCACUACUUACAGUAUUCUAGCCAAGGAAAUUCCUAUACAAAAAGAAGAAAUAGAUGUUGCUGAAGAUUGUCUACUUCAGGAUAAAUCAUUUCCCUCCUGUCCUCUUGUAUGCAUAUGCUGGGCUCGAAUUAUACUGGAUGAAGCCCACAAUAUCAAAAACCCGAAAGUGCAGGCCUCAAUAGCUGCUUAUAAACUGAGAGCUACUGCCAGAUGGGCUGUAACUGGAACACCCAUUCAGAACAACCUCUUGGAUAUGUACUCUUUGCUUAAGUUUCUUCGUUGUUCUCCUUUUGAUGAGUUUAAGGUGUGGAAGAACCAAGUUGAUAAUAACACAAGAAAAGGAGGAGAGAGAUUGAUGAUUUUAACCAAGAGUCUCUUACUACGAAGAACUAAAGAUCAGCUUGAUUCAUCUGGCAAGCCUUUAAUAUCUCUGCCUCAACGUUGUGUUCAGGUGCACAGAUUGAAACUCUCUGAAGAUGAACAGUCAGUUUAUGAUGUACUUUUCAAACGAUCAAGGUCAACACUGCAGUCUUUUCUCAAACAUCAGGAAACUUCGUAUACAGGCUAUUCUGGAGACAACCCAUUUGAUAUAGGAGCACAGCAGUUUAAAGUGUGUCAGCAGGAUUCCUCAGGAAAGAUGGUGAAAUGCAGCCCUCCCGUCUCCACCACUAUUCACAUCCUGUCCCUCUUGCUGAGGCUUCGUCAGUGCUGCUGCCAUCUUUCUUUGCUGAAAGUGGCUGUUGACCAGGCUAACAUGAAUAGCGAAGGCAUCUCUUUGUCAAUGGAAGAACAACUCAGUGCUUUAACUCUGUCUGAACCUGAUAGCAGUGAUACACUCUCAAUGGUGAAUCUCUUUGGUACAGCUUUUGGUGCUGAUCUUUUUGAAAUGACCAAGCAGAGCACCAAGAUUUCCCAUCUGUUAGAAGAACUGAAGAGAAUUCAAAAUCAUUCUCAAAAAUGUGUUGUUGUAUCUCAGUGGACAAGUAUGCUAAAAACUGUGGCAAUGCAUCUUGACAUGCUUGGCCUGAAACAUGCCACAGUGGAUGGUUCAGUGAACCCGAAACAGAGGAUGGAUAUCGUUGAAGAAUUCAAUAAUAAUCCUAAAGGAACCAAGGUGAUAUUGAUAUCACUUCUGGCUGGAGGUGUUGGCCUUAAUCUGGUUGGAGGAAACCACCUCUUCCUUCUAGAUAUGCACUGGAAUCCAGCGCUAGAAGACCAAGCCUGUGACCGCAUUUACCGGAUGGGGCAGCAGAAGGAUGUUAAGAUCCAUAGGUUUGUCUGUGAAGGAACUGUGGAAGAAAAGAUAUCAGAGCUGCAAACCAAGAAAAAAGAAUUAGCCCAGAAGGUGUUGUCAGGAAAAGGAGAGUCCUUCACCAAGCUCACUCUGGCUGAUCUAAGACUUCUGUUUUGCAUUUAGCUGCUCAUUUUUUAAAAAAUUUCUUCCAACGCACAGAAUAAAUGUGCAUUUAAAAAGUGCACUGUUUUUUAUUAAUAAAAUGU
This is a messenger RNA of Notechis scutatus (mainland tiger snake), 3684 nucleotides long. The record is from RefSeq and is a predicted model, not a curated record. NCBI's taxonomy places the organism in Eukaryota, Metazoa, Chordata, Lepidosauria, Squamata, Elapidae.